This is a messenger RNA of Oncorhynchus mykiss (rainbow trout), 720 nucleotides long. RefSeq names its product vesicle-associated membrane protein 8 (endobrevin). Gene Ontology annotation, biological process: vesicle-mediated transport. Gene Ontology annotation, cellular component: membrane. The record is from RefSeq and is marked provisional. Lineage: Eukaryota; Metazoa; Chordata; Actinopteri; Salmoniformes; Salmonidae.
AGUGCAGCAGAAGUAGUUAAUGUGUAACUACAGGGAGGGGCAGCGCUGUGUGGAACCUGUGUCUGUAUCUGCCUGUUCGCCUGUGUCUCAAUCUACAGCUGUCUGAAGCAUACUUUACUUGUCUCUACUUUAUUUACUAUGCUAGUAAUUCGUCUGGAUAAUACAUCUUUGUGAAACAUUUACCCUCUGAAGUGGAGUAGUUUGUGGAUAAAUUAACUUGUUCUGACAUGGCUGACUACAGUUCUCAACAGCCAGCCUCCUCUAAGAUGGACUCAGUGCAGGGCCAAGUCAAUGAAGUUAAAGUUAUACUCAAAGACAACAUCAACAAAGUACUGGAGAGGGGAGAGAGAUUAGAUGACUUGGUUGACAAGACACAUGACCUACAAGCAACCGCAGACUCCUUUCAGAGGACAUCCACGCGGGUAGCCCGGAAGUACUGGUGGAAGAACGCCAAGAUGAUGAUCAUCAUUGGAGUGAUAGUUCUGAUCAUCCUCAUCCUCAUCAUCCUGUUUGCUACAGGUGUCAUCCCCAGUUAAAUUGCCUCACAGACUCCUACAGUACUACAUUCUCGCUAAAAGGAAUAGGAUGAACCACAAUCACCAACAGUCAUGUUUUGAAUUUGAUGAAACUGUGGUUUCAUUCUGGUCUUCUCCCCAAGGCUCAAGGUGGAUUAUGUAUAGUAUCGUGACAAAAUAUAACAUUUCACAUUAUGACUUCUGU